Molecule: messenger RNA, 3342 nt
Organism: Xyrauchen texanus (razorback sucker)
Lineage: Eukaryota; Metazoa; Chordata; Actinopteri; Cypriniformes; Catostomidae
Product: cytoplasmic polyadenylation element-binding protein 4-like
Exons: 11
Coding region: 441-2612 (723 amino acids)
Biological process (GO): negative regulation of cytoplasmic translation
Cellular component (GO): neuron projection; nucleus; cytoplasm
Molecular function (GO): translation factor activity, RNA binding; mRNA regulatory element binding translation repressor activity; mRNA 3'-UTR binding
Source: RefSeq, a predicted model, not a curated record
GACAGCAGUGGCAGCGCAGAAAGGGGAGCAGCAGUGCGCUGGUGAAAAAAAGGACAGAGAAACGCAAAACUAACAAUGAGAACGACGAAUGAACGCGUUGCAGUUCACCAGUAACGAAACUAUUAUUUUUAUGUUUAAGUCAGUAACGUAAAACCGUUGAGAAGAGUGAUUUAAAGGGUAGCAGCUGGCUAAUGCGAGACAGGGCUGUGUCAUUGAGAAGGCAGGACACGUCAAGACGAGGAAGGGAAAAACAGACACUCCUGGCUGUCGGAUUAACGAUCCCCUGUUUAAUAUAUCACAUCAUCAGUUUAUAUCAGGCUCUAUACUAUUUUUUCGCUGUGAUAAUAACUGGAACGAGUCUCAGUCAUCGCUUGGAUCAGCCCAUAAGGAGAUAGGAAGCAAGACUAACUUUUGGAGCCAGGUUGAACUGGAGAACAUAAAUGGGGGAUUACGGGUUUGGAGUCCUGGUGCAAAACAACACUGGCAACAAGUCUGCUUUCCCUAUACGAAUUCACCCACACCUGCAACCGCCACACCAUCACCAAAAUGCGACUGCGAACACCACUGCUUUUAUAAACAGCUCCCCAGCUGGGAAUGGCAGCAGCAGUGGCUCAACUUGGCUGUUCCCGGCAGCCACGGCUCACAGCAACAUGCAAGAUGAAAUCCUGGGUUUGGAGAAGCCCAAAACCCAGCAACAGGAGCUGCAAGAGACCCCACAGAAGCAGCAGCUGUCCCCAAGCCACCAGGAGAGUGGGAUCAUCUCAGAGCUUGAAAAGGCUCGAUCUGAAGAAAGUAAAGUUGAGAGCGUGUCGUCCGAGGGGACCAAUGGCAAGGAGAUGCUGCGUUUAGAGUCACCUGUGUUGACACCCUUUGACUAUCAAGAGCCCUCUGGGCUGGGAACGGCCACCCAGUCCAGCACCUCCUCUUCCUUGACCAGCUUCAACUGGUCGGCUGCUAUUCCCCCCACCCCUUCCACCAUCAUCAACGAGGACAUGGGCUUCUUCAACCCGGCAGCCUCGGCCAACAACGGACCUCUGCUGUUCCAGAAUUUCUCCCACCAUGUCAGCCCAGGCUUCGGUGGCAACUUUUCCCCUCAGAUUGGUCCGAUCUCACAGCACCACCCACCUCACCCCCACUUCCAGCACCCUCACAGCCAGCACCAGCAGCAUCGUCGAUCCCCGGCAAGCCCCCAUCAGCCGCCGUUCUCCCACCGCAGUGCCCCCUUUGGCCAGCUGCCUCAUAUCUCCAACAAUCUGAGCAAGCCUCCCUCACCUUGGGGCAGCUACCAGAGCCCCUCGCCCUCUCCCUCUUCUACGUCCUGGACUCCAGGUGGGGGUUACGCCAGUUGGGGUGGCUCCCAGGGCCGUGAGUACCGCAGAGGCCUGAAUGGUGGCAUGACGCCUCUGAACUCUAUCUCCCCGCUCAAGAAGACCUUCCCCAACAACCACAUGCCCCAGCAGAAGUACUCCCGCGCCAGCCCCGGCUUCAACCCCAAGUCCUGGAUGGAUGAGAGCAGAAGUGAGAACAUCUUCCCUUUCCAGGAUCGUCCUCGUUCAUUCGAUGGCUUCAACAUGCACUCGUUGGAGAACUCUCUGAUUGACAUCAUGAGGGCCGAGCAAGACACUGUGAAAGGUCGCCUCGGAUUCACCCAUCCAGGAGGAGACAGCCCUUUGCCCAUAAAUGCAAGGAAUUAUGGGAGGCGACGAGGACACUCAUCCCUGUUCCCCAUGGAAGAUGGCUUCCCAGAUGAGGAAAGAGCUGAUCAGGGUCUGCCCGGCCUCGGAUCCCCCCACUGCUUCCCUCACCAGAACGGAGAGAGGGUGGAGCGCUACUCUCGCAAAGUCUUUGUGGGUGGCCUCCCACCUGACAUAGACGAAGAUGAGAUAACUGCUAGUUUUCGUCGCUUUGGGCACCUGUUUGUGGACUGGCCUCAUAAAGCAGAAAGCAAGUCAUACUUCCCUCCAAAAGGUUACGCAUUUCUCUUGUUUCAAGAUGAGAGCUCUGUUCAGGCUCUGAUUGAUGCCUGUAUUGAGGAGGAUGGAAAGCUCUACUUAUGCGUUUCCAGCCCCACCAUUAAAGACAAACCUGUCCAGAUUCGUCCAUGGAAUCUUAAUGAUAGUGAUUUUGUGAUGGAUGGAUCACAGCCCCUGGACCCCAGAAAGACUAUAUUUGUGGGCGGAGUGCCACGCCCGCUUCGUGCAGUGGAGCUGGCGAUGAUCAUGAACAGGCUGUAUGGCGGUGUGUGCUAUGCAGGCAUCGACACAGACCCCGAGCUGAAGUACCCCAAGGGAGCAGGGCGGGUCGCCUUCUCUAAUCAGCAGAGCUACAUUGCUGCUAUCAGUGCUCGCUUUGUACAACUGCAGCAUGGAGAAAUCGAUAAACGGGUGGAAGUGAAGCCAUACGUCCUGGAUGACCAGCUGUGCGAUGAAUGUCAGGGGACUCGCUGCGGUGGCAAGUUCGCUCCUUUCUUCUGUGCUAAUGUGACCUGUCUCCAGUAUUACUGUGAAUACUGCUGGGCGGCUAUCCACUCACGCGCUGGCCGGGAGUUUCACAAGCCCCUGGUGAAGGAGGGUGGCGACCGACCCCGCCACAUCUCCUUCCGCUGGAACUAAAGCUGAUAGGCCCGGAGAUGGAAAGAGAGAUGAGGGGAGAGUAGGCUAGGGGUCGCAAACAAAAUCAUUAUCUAAAUAAAUGCACUUUUCUGUUGCUGGUUCCUUUUUAGUUUAAUAAAAAAAAAAAAGAAACGACACCAACAAAAAAUACAAUUAAUUUGUCAUUUAAUAUAUUUAAAAAGAAAAAAUGGAUGUGUUAUCCAAAAAAGAUUCAGGAAGAAAAUAUCUAAUCCAUCUCUCUAUUUUUUUAAAACUUCAUUCUAUUUCAUUUUCAAGUGCACAGAGAUUUGAAUAUAUUGAGUAUUAGUAUAAUUUGUCAGUAAGUAUCUGCAUGACUUUUAGAAUUGACUUGUUUUUUCUUUUGUCUAUUUUUUUUUUACAUUGCAUUUGGAAGUAUUACAUCCUAUUUUAAUUGAAUCAAAAAAGGCGUUAAACGAGAAAAGAAAAAGUGCGAGAUGAGUGAACUUGUUUCUUUGCCACCCAGAGUGCAGAUGUGGUCUAAGAUCUCAGUUGUUAACCAAAGCUUGGGAUUUGAUAACAGAAGAAGCUAAUUCUCUCAACUUUAUGUUUUUGUUGUUUUAUGUUAAUCUUUGUUUCCUAACGACAAGUGAUUUCACAACAGCUGUCUGGAUUUGAUCUCCAUUUUGCAAGACAUGCAAGAUAACUAAUACCUCAAGCUUAGCUGCUAGAUUAUGUCAUAUAUAUAUAUAUAUAUAUAUAUAUAUAUAUA